This is a messenger RNA of Phyllostomus hastatus (greater spear-nosed bat), 1415 nucleotides long. It is a transcript of the gene WBP1, whose product is annotated as WW domain binding protein 1. Gene Ontology annotation, molecular function: WW domain binding. NCBI's taxonomy places the organism in Eukaryota, Metazoa, Chordata, Mammalia, Chiroptera, Phyllostomidae. The record is from RefSeq and is a predicted model, not a curated record. The transcript is spliced from 5 exons. The coding region runs from base 292 to 1203 and encodes 303 amino acids.
UCUUGUUGUCUGGGAGAGUGGCAGAGGCAUUGCUGUGGAUUGGUCACCUGGAGAAACCUCCAAUCCUUUCCUAUUGGCCCAUCUUCUGAGGCCCAUGCUGAUUGGUAGGACGGAGCAACCGGGGACCUAGUUGGCAGAGCUCUUCCCGGAUGGGAGCUCCGGCCACCGAGUGAUGGUGGCAGCCGCAAAGAUGGGCCGGGCAGGGACCAUGGCAGUGGCGGCAGAGGUGGCAGGGGCGGGGCAGCUGGCGAUAGAGGAGGCUGUAGUCUUCAGGGGGCUGUAGGUGGAGGCAUGGCUCAGGACAGCGGCGGGAACGGCAGCGAGGAGGCCUGGGGGGCACUUCGGAUGCCGCAACAGCAGAGUCCAGCAGCGUCUUCUCUUGAGGGAGCAAUUUGGAGAAGAGCUGGAUCCCAGACUCACGCCCUGGAUGCCAUCCUUUAUCAUCCACAGCAAUCCCAUCUGCUUCGAGAGCUUUGCCCAGGAGUGAACAACCAGCCCUACCUCUGUGAGAGUGGCCACUGCUGUGGAGAGACUGGCUGCUGCACCUACUACUAUGAGCUCUGGUGGUUCUGGCUUCUCUGGACAGUCCUCAUCCUCUUUAGCUGCUGUUGCGCCUUCCGUCAUCGACGAGCUAAACUCCGACUGCAGCAGCAGCAGCGGCAGCGUGAGAUCAACUUACUGGCCUACCAUGGGGCAUGCCAUGGGGCUGGCCCUGUUCCUGCUGGUUCACUGCUUGACCUUCGCCUCUUCAGCGCCUUCAAACCCCCAGCCUAUGAGGAUGUGGUUCACCGCCCAGGCACACCACCACCUCCUUACACUGCGGUCCCAGGCUGCCCCUUGACUGCUUCCAGGGAAUGUACCUGCUGCUCUUCCACUUCUAGCUGCCCUGCCCACUGUGAGGGAACAAAUGUGGAAGGUGUUUCCUCCCACCAGAGUGCCCUCCCUCAUCAGGAGGGUGAGCCUGGGGCAGGGGUGAGCCCUGCCCCCACACCCCUGGCCUGCCGCUAUUGCCGCCUGACUGGUGACUCGGGUAUUGAGCUCUGCCCUUGUCCUGACUCCAGUGAGGGUGAGCUAGUCAAGGAGGCUAGGGCUAGUGCCACCCGGCCAGAUCGGGGGGACCACUCCCCUUGUACACUGCCCCUAGGUCCCAUACCCCAAGUUUCUUCUGUGGGGUCAGCUUCCAGUGAAGGAGACAUCCCAUAAGCAGUUUUAGGAGGGUGGGUGGAUUACUUGCCCACUAGAAAGACCCUUGGUCCCAGCUCCUUUGAGUUCUCCUUGGCCUCUCCCUGCCCUCUUGGAAUCUGCCUGAAAGGGCUUGAGUCCUGAGGAGAGGGACUGUGUUUGGGGGACUGUGCUAGCUCUACCCCCACUGACAUACACAGGAGCCUUUGAUCUCAUUAAAGAGAUGUGAACCA